GCGUAAAAAGGCGUGUAAGAGGAAGAGUACGUGAAGACUGGCGUGAGAAAACCUCAUUGAGAACUGGGGACACACUUCCUUCUUUUAUUGUUGCUUUUUUAAGCAUUUUUUUGAAUGGUUUAUGUCUAAAGUGGAAGUCCUGGCACACAUGGAGCCUCACAAGAGUUGUAUCUUAUGAGGAUCAAGUGUUCUUGAGACUCGAUGAUUAUUGUGAUGAAGGACCGACUUCCGGAGCUGACUGCUCGCAGAACACCACCAGAGGAAGAUGCUGCGGUUUGUGUGGACCGAGACGGUUUCAUGGAGGGCUUUUUCCGUAGGGUGGAGGAAGUCAGAGGACUCAUUGAUAAGAUUUCCCAUCAAGUGGAAGAGGUGAGGAAAAUACACAGCAUGAUCCUGUCUGCACCUCAUCCAGAUGACAGAACAAAGGAUCAACUCAAUGCACUGACCGACAACAUCAAAGGGAACGCCAACGUGGUGCGAACAAAACUAAAAUCCAUUGAGCAAAGCAUGCCUAAAGAUGAUGCAGCUAACAGAGCCAGCGUUGACUUCAGGAUCCAGACAUCGCAGUACACUGUGCUGUCCAGGAAGUUUGUGGAAGUAAUGACCCAGUACAACGAGACACAAGUUUCCUUUCGGGAAAGAAGCAAAGGGCGGAUCCAAAGACAACUGGAGAUAACUGGAAGAGUGACAACUAAUGAAGAACUGGAAGACAUGCUCGAAAGUGGAAUUCCAUCUAUCUUUACAUCUGACAUCCUUUCUGACUCUCAGAUCACACGUCAGGCAGUCGAUGAGAUCGAGUCCCGACAUCAGGAUAUUAUACGGCUGGAGUCAAGCAUAAGAGAGCUUCAUGCGAUGUUCAUGGACAUGGCAAUGUUGGUUGAAACUCAGGGUGAAAUGGUCAACAACAUCGAGAACAAUGUUUCCAAUGCAGCUGAAUACAUCCGUGGCGCCAAAGAAGAAACCAAGAAAGCGGUGCGAUACCAGAAAAAGUCCCGCAGGAAAUAUAUUAUCAUUGCCUUUGCUCUGCUGAUCCUGCUUGCUGUCAUUGCUUUGAUCGUUGGCUUGUCUGUCGGACUAACCAAACCUCCUGCCUGAGACCGACUACCAUAACCGCAUGAGAAGCUGCUCUGCCUCGCUGUGUGUGGAGCUGCAGGUGUCCUCGUUUUACUCAUUGCACUAGUUGGUGCCUUCGGGUGAAGGAUUACAUGGGUCACGGCCUUAAAGUAAUCUCUUGUUCCUGUAGUGAUAAAGCUUACAAUAGCUUCAUCACACUAUUCUCAUACACUCGUCUUAACGGCAUUACAGGGAGACACACAAUGAAGUAUGAUAAGGUCUGCUCUUCUUGGCACCGGACCUCCUGGAACAUGGUUCUGGAGAGAUUCUGUCAAUAGAAAAGGUGUCGUGUAAGCAAAGUACACGCAUCGGAAACAUCGACGUUAGGUAGACCACAUCUGCAGCAGCUAAUAAGGGCUGAUGCAAUCAUUUAGAAUUGCAUAAAAAAAACAAUCAGGGAACACAAUUGGACUGUUGAGUAUCCUUAUAAUAGAAAAUAAAUAUAUAUAUAUACAUUAUAUGGUUUAGUACAGUGUUUUUCAACCUUUUUUGAGCCAAGGCACAUUUUUGGCAUUGAAAAAAUCCAGAGGCACACCACCAGCAGAAAUCAUUAAAAAACGAAAGUCAGUUGACAGUAAAAAGUCGUCGUCACAAUUGUUGGCUAUGACUUUAAAUCAUAACCAAGCAUGCAUCAAUAUAGCUCUUGUCUCAAAGUAGGUGUACUGUCACCACCUGUCACAUCACACCCUGACUUAUUUUGACUUUUUUGCUGUUUUCCUGUGUGUAGUGUUUUAGUUCUUGUCUUGCCCUCCUAUUUUGGUGGCUUGUUCUCUUUUUUUGUCGUCCUUUGAGCGAUAUUUCCCGCAUCUACUUUGUUUUAGCAAUCAAGAGUAGUUCAGUUGUUUUUAUCCUUCUUUGUGGGGACAUCGUUGAUUGUCAUGUCACGUUCGGAUGUACAUUGUGGACGCCGUCUUUGCUCCACAGUAAGUCUUUGCUGUCGUCCAGCAUUCUGUUUUUGUUAACUUUGUAGUCAGUUCAGUUUUAGUUUCGUUCUGCGUAGCCUUCCCUAAGCUUCAAUGCAUUUCCUUAGGGGCACUCACCUUUUGUUUAUUUUUGGUUUAAGAAUUAGAUACCUUUUUACCUGCACUCUGCCUCCCGCUGUUUCCGACAUCUACAAAGCAAUUAGCUACCGGCUGCCACCUACUGAUAUGAAAGAGUAUUACACGGUUACUCUACCAAGCUCUAGACAGCACCGACACUCAACCACAACACAUAAUUUGCAGACUAUAAUUACUAGUUUGCAAAAAAUAUUUUUAACCCAAAUAGGUGAAAUUAGAUAAUCUAAUGUUAGGACUGUUGAGUAUCCUUAUUAUAGAAAAUAAAUGUAUAUACACUAUAUGGUUUAGUACAUACGUAUUAUAUAUUUAGUAAAUAUGUUCUGCAGACUUUUUUAAUAUGUCAGACCACUACGAAGAUAACCCUCUGGGCUAAACGCUUCAUAUGUCUUUUUCUACAUUAAUUGUUUAUGUAAAUUCAAUGUAAGUACUUUAUUUUAGGACAUUGUUUGAUAAUCAUUUCAAAUGAAUCUUUCCUGCGAUACUCCCCACUUGUGAUUGAACAAUUUUCAUACAAAACCAGCACUUGGACUUCUUGUCAAUGUGAUACAUGAAUCAAUAAUAAAACGUGCCUUUACUGCCUUUGAAUUAAAAAAAAUAAACAUUUAAUAAGAUUGUGAAUGUAUGUUAUUAUUGUGGUAUAAUUUAAUUGUGUUAAAAUCCAGUAAUUUUGUUGUUUUUUAGAUGUAAUUCAGGUACAAUUGAUUUUUUUAAUCAAAUAUAUUGCAUUAUAAUUGACUGCAAAUAAAUUAA
This is a messenger RNA of Entelurus aequoreus (snake pipefish), 2921 nucleotides long. RefSeq names its product syntaxin 2b (gene stx2b). The transcript has 11 exons. Gene Ontology annotation, cellular component: presynaptic active zone membrane; plasma membrane; synaptic vesicle. NCBI's taxonomy places the organism in Eukaryota, Metazoa, Chordata, Actinopteri, Syngnathiformes, Syngnathidae. Gene Ontology annotation, biological process: intracellular protein transport; synaptic vesicle fusion to presynaptic active zone membrane; exocytosis. The record is from RefSeq and is a predicted model, not a curated record. The coding region runs from base 202 to 1095 and encodes 297 amino acids. Gene Ontology annotation, molecular function: SNAP receptor activity; SNARE binding.